Molecule: messenger RNA, 3439 nt
Organism: Rubroshorea leprosula
Lineage: Eukaryota; Viridiplantae; Streptophyta; Magnoliopsida; Malvales; Dipterocarpaceae
Source: the annotation of a GenBank genome assembly
UCUGCUAGGGUUACGGGAGUCGCAGCUGCUUCUUCUCUUUUUCAACCUCGACUCGAUCGGAAACUCGCCGCUGAUACGAGUCAACUCGUUUUCUCGUCGUAGCUUCUAAUGGCUAUGGAGGUGACUCAAAUUCUUCUAAAUGCACAAUCAAUUGAUAGUUCUGUUCGCAAACAGGCAGAAGAAAAUAUAAAACAAUUCCAGGAGCAAAACCUCCCAGCUUUCUUGGUUUCCCUUGCUGGGGAAUUGGCCAACAAUGACAAGCCGGUAGAGAGUCGCAAAUUAGCAGGCUUGAUCCUCAAAAAUGCGUUGGAUGCCAAAGAACAGCACCGCAAGUUUGAGCUUGUACAAAGAUGGUUGACAUUGGAUGCCUCUGCAAAAGCCCAGAUCAAAGCUUUCUUGUUACAAACCCUUUCAUCUACUGCUCAUGAUGCUCGAUCUACUGCAUCACAAGUUAUAGCAAAGGUAGCAGGAAUUGAUUUGCCUAAUAAACAGUGGCCUGAGCUCUUAGGGGUUCUCUUGUCGAAUAUUCAUCAGCUUCCAGCUCAUACCAAGCAGGCCACGCUUGAAACUCUUGGGUAUAUAUGUGAAGAAGUUUCCCCAGAUGUGGUGGAGCAGGACCAUGUAAAUAAGAUACUCACAGCUGUUGUCCAAGGUAUGAACUCUUCUGAGGCUAAUAAUGAUGUCAGGCUUGCUGCUACACGAGCAUUAUGUAAUGCUCUUGGUUUUGCUCAGUUAAAUUUUUCCAAUGAUAUGGAACGCGACUACAUCAUGCGAGUAGUGUGUGAGGCUACUCUUUCUCCGGACUUGAAGAUUCGACAGGCAGCUUUUGAGUGUUUGGUUGCAAUAUCUUCAACCUACUAUGAAAAAUUGGCUCCCUAUAUGAAAGACAUUUUCAACAUCACUGCGAAGGCUGUGAAAGAAGAUGAGGAGCCCGUUGCUCUUCAAGCCAUUGAGUUUUGGAGUUCAAUUUGUGAUGAAGAGAUAGAUAUAUUGGAAGAAUAUGGCGGGGAUUUUAGUGGGGAUUCUGAUAUUCCUUGUUUUUACUUCAUCAAGCAGGCCCUCCCUGUUCUUGUUCCAAUGUUAUUGGAGACCUUAUUGAAGCAAGAGGAGGAUCAAGAUCAAGAUGAAGGGGUUUGGAAUAUUGCAAUGGCUGGGGGCACAUGCUUGGGAUUGGUAGCACGGACUGUUGGAGAUGAUAUUGUCCCACUUGUGAUGCCUUUCAUUGAAGAAAAUAUUACAAAACCUGAUUGGAGACAGAGAGAAGCAGCCACUUAUGCAUUUGGUUCUAUCUUGGAAGGUCCCUCACCUGACAAGCUCAUACCUGUUGUUAACACUGCUCUGAACUUCAUGCUUAAUGCUUUAUUGAAAGAUCCAAAUAACCAUGUGAAGGACACUACUGCAUGGACGCUUGGAAGAAUGUUCGAGUUUCUGCAUGGGUCAGCUCUGGACACACCCAUUAUUACUCCAGAGAAUUGCCAACGGAUUGUUACUGUUCUGCUUCAGAGCAUGAAAGAUGUUCCAAACGUUGCUGAGAAAGCCUGUGGUGCUCUGUAUUUCCUAGCCCAAGGGUACGAAGAUGGAGGAUCAUCAUCUUCAUCUCUCGCUUCCUUCUUCAAAGAGAUCAUUCAGACUCUACUUACAGUCACACACCGACAAGAUGCUGGGGAGUCACGUCUCAGAACUGCAGCAUACGAGACUAUAAAUGAAGUUGUAAGGUGUUCUACUGAUGAGACAGCUCCAAUGGUGAUGGAACUCGUUCCACAUAUUAUGAUGGAGCUUCACCAGACUCUUGAGGGACAGAGGCUUUCAUCUGAUGAAAGGGAGAAGCAAAAUGAAUUACAAGGUCUUCUCUGUGGUUGCUUGAUGGUUAUUAUACAGAAACUAGGUUCAUCUGAGCAGACAAAAUUUGUCUUCAUGCAGUUUGCUGAUCAAAUGAUGUCCCUUUUCCUUAGAGUGUUUGCUUCCCCUAGUGCCACUGCACAUGAAGAGGCCAUGCUGGCAAUUGGAGCUUUAGCCUAUGCAACUGGCUCUGAUUUUAUAAAAUACAUGCAAGAGUUCUACAGGUAUUUGGAAAUGGGUCUCCAAAAUUUUGAGGAUUACCAGGUUUGUGCUAUCACUGUUGGUGUGGUAGGGGAUCUAUGCAGGGCUCUUGAGGACAAGAUUUUGCCUUAUUGUGAUGGAAUAAUGACCCAACUUCUCAAGAAUUUGUCAAGCAAUCAGCUACACCGAUCUGUGAAGCCUCCCAUCUUUUCCUGUUUUGGGGAUAUUGCUUUAGCAAUUGGGGAGUAUUUUGAAAAGUACUUGGUAUAUGCUAUGCCCAUGCUUCAGGGUGCAGCAGAGUUAUCAGUCCACAUAACAGGUGCUGAUGAUGAUAUGACAGAAUACACCAAUUCUCUGAGAAAUGGAAUAUUGGAGGCAUACUCUGGGAUCUUUCAAGGGUUUAAGGGAUCUCCUAAGACACAGCUGUUGAUGCCAUAUGCACCCCACAUCCUGCGGUUCCUAGAUAGCUUAUACAUGGAAAAAGACAUGGAUGAAGCAGUAACUAAGACAGCAAUUGGAGUCCUUGGAGAUUUAGCUGAUACACUUGGUACCAGUGCAGGACCUUUGCUUCAGCAAUCUGUGUCAAGCAAAGAGUUUUUAAUGGAAUGUUUGUCAUCAGAUGAUCCUUUAGUCAAGGAAUCUGCAGAAUGGUCUAAGUUGGCAAUAAGCCAAGCCACUUCUUUUUGAGGCCAUCGUUACUCAUGUACGUAGUCUUGCAUGCAUUUGGGUGUGUCGAGUUGGGUCUGGAAAUGCAUAUCAUGAGUCAGGUCAUCGCCGUUUUGGGUGCAGAUGUUUGGUCGGUCUGCUGCCAGUAUUUUGCAUCAGCAGCAUCGAGUCUUUCCUUAAUUAUUUAGAUUUCAUUGUUUAUGGUGGCAUGGAGGAGGAAGUUGGUGGUGAUGACCUGCACAGCCGUCUGCUGACUUGGCAGAAAUGGAUGAAAGAGGUGCAUAGAGAUGAGGAGGAAUUAGUUUGGGGGAUGAGAUAAGGGAGAUCCCCAGUCACACCCUGCUCAUGUUUCAAACAGGGUUGGUGAAGAGCAAAUUUUGAGUGGUGGUGGAUGCAAUAGCCGCGGUUGGUCAUACUCCUCCUGCCUCAGUUUUUUUUUUUCUUCAUCUUUGGCUGGUCGUCUUAUAUUUUGAUUUGAUCACAUCACCAGAAUCCGGUGUCCAAAAAGUAUCAUUGCACGGGUUACAUUACUUUGUCAAUUGUCAUUAUAAUUGUCAUAGAGUCUGGUCUUCAUAUUUGCACUCAUUCUGUAUACUUUGUCAUUUUAUGUGGGAUUGGCGGCAACCACAUAAUAUGAGGCAUAUUCAUAUCAUACAUUUUGUCAUGUCUUAUUAUUAUUAUUAUUGGUAUUAUGUACUUGGUUGAUUUAUUUACUCAGUACAUCCAAAAUAUC